Molecule: messenger RNA, 4004 nt
Organism: Pocillopora meandrina
Lineage: Eukaryota; Metazoa; Cnidaria; Anthozoa; Scleractinia; Pocilloporidae
Source: the annotation of a GenBank genome assembly
AUGGCGGCUGUAGAGGGCAGCCUGGAGGAAGAAGCUCUCAGGCGAAGAGAGCGGUUAAAAGCCAUGCGAAUCAAAAGUGGAUUACCGGAACAGCAGGUGCUUGAUACAUUAUGGACGUUUUUAUUUUUUCUAAUAUUUCUCUUCUCAGUAUGAAUUAAACAACUAUCACAAAUUGUUAUCCCUCAUUCAUCUACAGUAACGGAUCUAAGACUUAAGAUUUGACAUUUUACGAGUCUGAAUUUCACACUAAAAGCGAAUACGGUGGUUGAAUUUGUACUAUUCCCCACAACAGACUUCUACUGAUAGCGACUCCACGAGAGGAGAGAAGCGAUCUCUGGAAGAGUCAUCUCAACUCAUGUGAGUACUUUUGUAGAUCAGGCGUCCUUGUCGAUUGUCUCGUUUAGGAGAGCCACUGGAAAGAUGUUAUCAUACAAUUUUUGUCUCUUUCUCGUAAACCGUAAUACCCAGAAGAAUUUAUUCAAAUAAUCAAUAGAACUGAGCGAAUGAUACUGGUUUUCAAACUGCCUGAAGAGUUAUAUUAAAUCUGAACUAUUCAGUGGACAAAAAUCCUUAGUAACUUUGGUCAACUCUUCUCUUGUGCUGUUGAUGUAAGAAGUCAGGUAAAGGAAGGGCCAAAGAAGGAAUGACACUGAUUGAGUUUUUUCUUUCUUGUUUUAUUAUUUAAAAUUCCAUUUCAUUUUGAAUCUAAAAAUAGUGAUUUCAUUAUAUAUCAUUACGCAUAUUUUUCUUUUUCUAGCACUCUUUUUCAGGCUUACAUCACUGUUUUGUUACACUAUGUAAUUGUCAUCUUUGCACUUGCACAGCAUGCACAACUAUGCAAUUAACAUAAGCAUGAGCUUCGCACUCUGUAUAAAUUAUAAUGAUUUCAUAAUGAAUAAAGUUGUAAGUUUUGACAUGGAACCGAGCAAAUAACAGUUUGAUUAUCUUAGUUCUUGUUAACUCUUUUAUAGACCUCCAACUAGGCUGAUUAAGUUUAGAAACUAUCUGCCUCGUGAUGAGACCUUGAAAGAAAAGAAAAUACCAAAUACAAAACCUCUUUCAGGUAUGUUUCUACUAUUUUAGCUGUGUGUGGUGUUUCUGGUCUCUUUCCUCCUUGAUCAGAAAUUUCUGUGUCAGAUAUUUUCCAAGUAUUAAAUGGAUAAAUGAAUAUUGACAUGUGGCAAUUGUUUCCUGGUGAUGCUUUAUCUAAUUGGUCUUGAUUUGUCAGCCAGUUGACCUGAAAAAUUAUUGUUGCAUGUAUUUUUAAGGGGUUGUGCGUUAAAAAACUGUAUGACUGUUUGUUCAUUGAGAAUAAUUUAGCCUAAAAUUUACAAGAUUGUGACUACAAUCUGUGAUAAUCUUCUUCAUUGGUACUAUUCUAUUUUUAUUUUUUCUGGGUUCAAAAUGGCAAAAUUCAGAAACUGUAAACAUCAGAAAUAAUAAUGAAUGCUUUUGUGCUCAAAGGAAAAACCCAAUUGGGCAUCAGAAAACUAAGCCACAAAUAAAAAUGGUAAUAGGUUUGUGGUUUAGUGAUUUUCUUAUGUGUCCUGAACAUUAUUGUGAUUGGUCAAUGCAAAACCGACUUGUCAGACUCAAAGCAAAGUAUAAGCCUUUGUAUUUUCUUCUUUCAACUGCUUGAUAUCAGAAUUCUUUCGCUUUCUUCAAGUCAUUUGUAUUUUUUUAUUGUGGCAAUACUGAUACAGCUCCUUUUUAGAACUCAUUUGAUAUUUGUGUCUUGGGCUCUUAUUUUAUCUCACAGUUGAAGAUGAAGUGCAAGAGCACCUUGAGAAAGCAAAGGCUGACAAAGUUAUAGAAGAAGUGGUAAGGAAAACCACAGCUUAACGUAGACUGAACACAUGUCUUGAGAUUUAAAGGGCAGUGUACUUGUUAUGUUCCUUCAACAUGUACAUUUGUAAUAUUGAUCCUUUACUAUCGGUCACCCUGAGAUCAAGAAGUAUGGGAAGUUAAUUUAUCAGUUGUUUAUGGCUUAUUUUUGGGAUGGAGGAUAGAGAAAAUUUGAAUCAAACUUCACCCAACAGGUAAGUUUCAAAAACAAGGAGAAGGAAAAUUUACUAAAUACAAUUUGCAACACUAGCCCUACAAAUGAUAAGGAGAAUGCUGAUUUGAAUGUUUACUUAAAGAAAGCAUCUCUAUAUAAAAUGUAAAAUGGCAAGCAUUUCCUUGUAAAAAUAUUCAACAACUAUCUUUUUUUUGCUUAUUUUACAGGACCUGGCCAACUUGGCACCAAGAAAGCCUGACUGGUUAGCUCUGAUUUUUUUGUUUUGUUUUUUCCUUUUUGUUUAGUUUUAAGACCUGAAUAUGGCUCUUUGAUGCGUUUCCUCUGUAGUAUUUUCACAACUCACCCAAAAUGAAUUUGAAACUCCUGGCAAAAAACCAAAAUCAGCCAACUAGGUGAUGGAUACUUGUUAAAGAAAACAAGGGAAAACAUUUUGUUGUAUUACUUUGAGUGAUCUUGAUGAACUUUUGUGUUUUGGAAUUCAGAUAAUAACAAUUGUCAAUAAUCAUUGAUCCCUGGUCUGCUAUGUAGGGGAACUUCAAGACUGUAUCUUUUGCUUUAUAUUAAGAUGUGAUCUAUAUUUGAAAGAUUUUUGAAAUUCAUCAUGGCAAAGUUUUCCUUAAGAAACAGUUGCUCCUGAACAUAUUUGGAUUGCAAUGUUUUGACAGCAUUUUUUGCACAAUGUACAGUGUUUAAAAAAAUUGUCAUCUAAGUCCUGCAACUAGCAAUAACAUUUAUUGAUUUAGAAAGUUAUAUAUACCUAUUUAGGUGUUCUCAAGUGAUGUACUUGUUUACGACUCUUUCAAAAGUUGGAUUACCAUAGUUCUAACUACAGCAAUUUUUUUUAGGGAUUUAAAACGAGAUGUUGCAAAGAAACUUGAAAAGUUAGAGAAAAGGACACAGAGAGCAAUAGUUGAACUUAUAAGUGAGUCUGUAUUGGAGUCUCCACAUUUGGAUUAAGGGAUGUAAAUUAACAACCUCUAGUCAAUGAAUGACAUUUAUGCAUACCGGUAACUUGCAAACAAUGGUGUAUUUUAUUUUUACCAUUGGAGAGCUUAAGGAAAGAUAUUGUGGAACAAUAAACUGCCACAAGAAUAUGAAGGUCCUUUUCUGUGGGCAGACCCCAUCUGUGCCCAUGGUUCUUUCUUUUUCUCUCAAAUUCCUGUGUUCCCCCAUCACAAUUUUAUCUGUGAAUCUACCUGUGCUUCAGUUUAACUCACUCAGGUAAGGGAUAGAACCCUUGUAUAUUGUUUAAAAAGGUUUUUGCCCCUUGGAAAUUACGAUAGAACUUGUACAUUUCAUUUAAAACCCUUUAGCCUCUCUGUGGUACUGUUUGUGUUGUUUCCAUAGGGCAAUCUUUUUAGGGGAAGGGCUGGAUGCUUUGUGCAUUAGAGGGGGCUUUUUUCAAUUUUUCGGACUUAUGGGGAAACGUAUUGGAGCUGUGUGCUAAAGCAAGUUCUUUAAGUAUUGAAGCCACUGCUUCUAAGAUGGAAAGACUUUUGAUAGAAGUCGUUGAAUGGUUUUGGUCCAUUAGGAGAUCGGUUACAGCAAGGAGAAGAUUUAGCUGCAGCAGUCAAUGCAGCAGCCUCAGAACAGAACUAUGAAGCAGAGUGAAGAUUAUCAGCUGUGUUCACCCUAGAGCAAUGGACGCUUGUCUUGUACAAGGAAACGCUUCUCUAAAAAGAACAGAAAUACAAUUCCCUGGUCAAGCCAUCAUCGCUUGGUGUUCAAAAUGGACGUUAGUUGUGAGACAAGCAGACUGACGUCCAGAAUGUCCAUUGUAAAACUGCCUCGCGUGUUGUAUAUAGACUAAACUUCAGAAUUAAAGCCAUCUGUUAAUGUACAUGACACUCAUUAUGAAGGAAAUAAAUUUGGAUAAUUUCUUAUUUUCAAGGCGAGAAAUGUUUCAAAGAAAUUAUUCAUAAGAUAUCCAAACAAACGUUGUCACGAUUGCCUACUUGUCUGUUGAUCUCCCACAGAAACAUGG